This is a messenger RNA of Penicillium maclennaniae, 2406 nucleotides long. RefSeq names its product non-ribosomal peptide synthetase. Gene Ontology annotation, molecular function: phosphopantetheine binding. Gene Ontology annotation, biological process: secondary metabolite biosynthetic process; amino acid activation for nonribosomal peptide biosynthetic process. The coding region runs from base 1 to 2406 and encodes 801 amino acids. The transcript is spliced from 2 exons. The record is from RefSeq and is a predicted model, not a curated record. Gene Ontology annotation, cellular component: cytoplasm. Lineage: Eukaryota; Fungi; Ascomycota; Eurotiomycetes; Eurotiales; Aspergillaceae.
AUGGCUCCUAUUCUUUUAGACUCCCAGCCGGCUCCAUUCCCCGUGGCCAUUUCUGAUUCACCUCCACUAGACUUGCCUCGGUCAGUUACGGACCUAGUCCUUUCCGAGCGUCCACGGCGGAUCCCCAACCUGGUCGAACAUCUCAAUGCACCACCGGCUGUCCAAGAUGACCCUUCAGACAUCCAACUUCAGCGUCUUUUUCAUUUGGCCUGGCUAGUUGCAAUUCGUGCCUUUGUCGCAUCUACCACCCUAUAUAUCGGAGAAAGUUACCACCAGGGAUACAGCUUUGUCGGGGAGACACAUGGGAAUAUCCCAUUGCCCACCGGACAACUCCAUCUUGACACCCAAGCUACCGUUCUGGAGCUCUUCCAGCAACUGGUCGGCGGUCUCGAGCUCGUCUCAAAGGAGAAUACUUCUACUGGUGUGCCUACAAGUAACGAUAAGGGUUCCAAGUUCGAUUGCACAAUCGUCUAUCAGAGUCAACCAGUAGAACAUCAUGGCUCGGGUACCCGUUCAUGUAUGGACACUGACCAGAUCUGCUGUUCAACGAUCGUUGAGUCGUCCAGACUGGAGCCUUCACACAGCGGACUUCUUCUGUAUGUCACAAAGAUGCCAGACAAUCGAUUCCGCGCUCAACUCGAUGCGGAUUCGAAUGGUAUUAGCAGGGCCCUUGCAACAAGCCUCCUUCACACUUUCAACCAGGCGCUAUCGUCCGUUGUCAACAAGCCCACCCAAGUAGUCGGCCUUAUCGACCUAUGCUCUCCUCACGACAAUUCUCUUAUUAGAGAUUUCACUAGACCACUUGCUCCGGCGCAGGAUGUCCUCCUCCACGAUCUCUGUCUACGGCACGUGGAUACCACCCCCGAUGCACCAGCGGUCCGUUCAUGGGAUGGCGAUCUGACUUAUCGUGAACUGAGUGAGUGGGCCUCUCGACUAGCACACUGGCUGAUUGGACAGGGAGUUGGUCCUGGGAUAUUUGUUGCGUGCACUUUUUACAAAUCGACAUGGGCAAUUGUCGCUCGCCUGGCAAUUUUGAUUGCCGGCGAGUCGGUGUUGCAGCGAACCCAUAUCCAGAUCGUGUUAACGUCCGUUGGCUUCGGACCCAAGUUCGCUGAUCUAGUGAAAACCAGUUUCGAAGUCGACGAGUCUUCACUUGAACAAUUGCCACCGACAGUAGGAGUUCCCCGCGUCAGCGUCUUGCCCACGGAUCCCUGCACUGUACUCUUUACGUCUGGAAGUACUGGUAAUCCGAAAGGGAUUAUUCAAGAGCACCGCAGUUAUGCAUCUGCUUUGACCGAUUAUAUCCGAGUGAUGAACAUGGGUCCUCAUUCCCGACUGUUUCAGUUCGAUGCAUAUGCCUUCGAUAUUAGCAACAACGACUUUCUGGCACCUCUUAUCGCCGGAGGCUGCUGCUGUGUUCCCACAACGUCGCUGACUAUGGACGCAUUGAUGAAUGAUUUAAAUGAGCUAGAAGCCAACUUCAUGUUUGUCACUCCAUCUGUUGCCAUCGAUAUCGACCCCGAUCGUGUACCGACAUUGAAGACCAUGUGUGUUGGUGGAGAGCCAGUGUCGGACGCUGUCAUGGCUAAAUGGCUCCACCGGGUGCGUCUUGUAAAUCAAUAUGGUAUGGGUGAAGUGGCCUCCCUUUGCGCCUAUAAUCCCAAUCUUCGGAUAGGCCAAGGGGCUGUCGUGGGUUACCCUGCGAGUGGAGCUAUUUGGAUUGUUAAUCCCGAUGCCCUUGAUCAGCUUAUGCCUGUAGGCGCGAUCGGAGAGCUCGUGAUAGAAGGCCCUCAUGUCUCUCGAGGAUAUCUAGAUCACUUGUCAGGCAUAUCCCAGAGCUAUCUGGAUGAGCCACCAGCCUGGGCAAAGCAGCUGCAUCCCGAACGGCCGACUCACCGAGCAUAUCGCUCUGGCGAUCUAGGUCGAUACAACCAUGACGGCACUAUUGAGGUGAUCGGUAGAAGGGAUAGUAUGUUGAAAUUGGAUGGAGCCCGGGUGGAAGCCGGUCAGAUUGAAUAUGUCUUGCGCCGUCUGCUGGCGACUGGAGAUGGAGCCGUGGUUGAUCUCCUGGGUGCAAUAGAUGGGGUCAGUGACCCGAUUCUGGCAGUGUAUUUGUAUCUGGCGAACAACCCGAUGAACUUGGAAACGGGCUCUGUGGAAGACAUGCAAUUUCGACCGAUCACUCAUCGACAUGCCGUCUCUAAAUUGACUCAUUCUCUCAGUGAUGCGAUUCGACAAGAAUUGCCCCCAUACUAUGUACCUAGCCUCUACCUGCUUGUUGACCGCAUCCCGCGAACAAAGUCAAAAAAGACUGACCGUCGCAAACUCCACACAUUGGGGCAGGCCUACUACAGGGCACAUCGGGAGGAACUCAGAGAGAUCACGGUCUGGCCUGAGUGGGACUGA